Messenger RNA from Prorocentrum cordatum, 2790 nucleotides. The record is from the annotation of a GenBank genome assembly. Lineage: Eukaryota; Dinophyceae; Prorocentrales; Prorocentraceae.
AUGUUCGAUGAGGGUCAGCUGGUGCGGGCUUGCGGCCAAAGCCCCAUUCUGAGAGAGAAGUACAUCCAGAGCGUGGUCGGCAACCCGUCUGCGGAUGCACUCCCACGACACACUCCAGGAGACGACGAGGAAAUCUGCUCGAUCCUCCAGCACUCGAGGUCAUACUACUACGAUCGGCUCAUCCUUCCACACCUGACGCCCACAGUCUUGAAAAAGAUGGAGCCUCACCUGGCAUGGGGCGUCGACGAGCACGGGAAGUUCAGGAGGUUUUACAGGAUCAUCGACGACAUGGCCGACAAUAAGAACUCUGGGCUUAGGCGUGAACGCGUCAGCUGGACGCUGACGAACCCCCCGGAGCGCAAGUUGCUGGCAUUGCAGAACAGUCUUGUCCAGGGCCAGGGAUCUGCCAUCUUCGAGUGGGCGGACAACCCAGACUCGAGGAUGCUCAACGAGAGCCAAGCGUUGGACGUCCCCACGCUCAGCGCAGCGAUUGGUCUGGGCCAGAAGAAGAGCGCAGGCAAGAAGGCUGGAGAUGGUGACGGUGAUGACAAAGGAAAGCCGCCCACUCUUCUUCCGCUGAGAAGGUCCACCCCCGACGACUCGCCAUUCGCCACGUGGGGCCCAGAAAGGAAGCGCGGCAAGCACAACGUGAACUCUCAAUGCGACACGGUUGUGGCAUCGUCGGCAGUUACCCCACUCGGUGAACCUCGUGCGACAUCGCCCAGGAAGAGCUUGCCACCAGUGCCACUGAUGGGCCCACAUGCAAAUGGCUUGACAUCAGGCGCCCUGGACCAGCUCAAUGCGGUGCACGGCUCCUCUGCGAGCAACUCAGGGCCAGGAAAUGCAGGUGCUCCGAAGGUGCCUUGUUCGGGGAUUUCUUCAGCGGCGCCAGACGACGGCGCGGUCAGCGCGGCGGAGUUGCUGAAGACUGACCCGCCCGAUGCCCCAGGCAAGUGCGAGUAUUGGAUUCGGAAGAACAACCUAUUUCAACAUCUGAUGGAUGCCAAGUUGAAGAACUGCAUCAAAGAGGCCAAGAAUGUAUUCGAGAAGAUUCAAGGCACACGUGAGUAUGCUGCGAACUACGCAAGUCUCAACGCACACAUGAAUAACGUGAAGGCGUUGGACCCCACCUACAUGUUUGCGAUCGCCGCUCGAAAGGUGAACGGCAUCACCCCAGAGAAUUCGAAGCUCACUGUGGACCAGACGCGCCUCAUCAAGGAAAUCUGGCAUCACCCCAAACCUUGGACAGCCGUGAUGGAAGCCAUGGAUCACCAAUUGGAAACUUUUGACGACCUUGCAGGGUUUGGUGAUACUGAUCUUGGCAUGGCUGACAACGAGGACAACAUCACGCACGCGAUCAAUCCGAACGAGAGGUUGGGGCCGUGCAGCCCCUUUGACCCUCUCGACCCGAAGGUGGCCCAUAUCCCCAGCGAAAUCUUGGACGACAGGGUUUCGAUGUACGUCCAGCUCCUUGUGAACGCCUUCGCAUGCAACAUGAUCUUGAAGGGCGACAUCUGCAAGGACUCCACCGCCAUGUUUGCACAGGUUGUCUGCGAUGAAUUGUUCAACGAGCUGCAGUUGGCCAUGGCCCCUCCAUGCUUCAUGUCGGUCGGCAGGGAGUUACUUACCUCGCUCAAGCAAGUCAUAUUCCUAGAGGACUUGGCUAAAGAGACCGUUGGAGAUACUUACGAGGAGCGCUACGCCGAGUUCGCGAAGUUCCAGAAGGAUGUGUCUGAGAAGGCGCCGCCUUGGGGCACCAUGGGGUACGUGAAUUCUUCCCUGGGGACCUCUUUCCACUGGUCUAAGCUGGUGACAUCCGCAAACGAGAAGCACGACAACACCUUGAGCACGCUGAAAGCCGUUCAGCCACACGUGGACAACAUCAACGAAUGCUUGUGUCCCGGGGGCCGCGCGGAGGACGCGAUCGCGAAUCUUGCGCCCGUGGAUUCGUUUGGGACAGCCGCCGAGAAUUACCGCAAGUGGCGCACUGUGGACAAGGCGAACACAUCGCAGAUGCUAGCCACUCUCGCCAAUAUGUUCAGUAAGGGCCUCUUGAAGUUCAGCGAUGCCGUUGUCAAGAAACCGAAGAAAAGUGAUAAGGUUGGAGGGUCCGUCGACACGGCUAUCUCACUACUGCGCAGAAGCUUGAAAGUUUUCCCCGAAGUGUCGGCAUUUCGCGUGGAACUGGCCAGCCUCGAGCAAUUCAAUAAGGAGUUCUCUAGCGCGCAGCGGAGCCAGCGACUCGAGCAGGUUGCAUCGAACAUCAUCAAGAACUUGGUGAAGAACGUGCCGCACUCAGAGAGCGCAGAGAAGGAUAUCCUCUCGAAGCUCAAUUCCCUCGAAGACGAGAUCUACACUGCCGAGUCCAGGGUUGCGCACUACCAGGCGUUGCAACAUCUGGCGGCGUGGACGUUCACAAGGCUCCAGUCGGAUGGCGACUACUUGCGGCGCUUCCUCGGCCUCGGGGACACCAGCGCUCAGCGAGCCAAGAAGGACGAGGAGCAGAACUACGACGCAACCGCGAGCCUGAGAUCCUUGUGGAGGUCGGUGACGGGCACGUUCGCCACGGUGAAGGCGAUGAGCGGGUUCGAGGAUCACCAGGUGAUCAUGGACAAGUACUCCGAGGUGUUGUUCGAAGGUGUGGGCGCGAACCUGACGGACGUGGCCUUGGAGACCAUGCGGAUCGAGGCUGAGCAGCUCGAAGGGCUGCAGGCUGACGCGCUCGAGAAGCUCGUGGAGAUGGGCGCGAUGGCGGGCUUCAAGGCGAAGGGGCACAAGGAGCUGAGGGAG